AGAUCAGUGUCGCGAGGCACGCAACGGUGUCAACUUGGCGUGCAGCGCAAACCCCACAGUGUCCGUGCCGAUCCCCAGUCCAAUUCCAAAUCCAAGCCAAUACCCAAACCGCAACCGACCUCGAACCGGAGCCAGAAACAGAAGCAGAAUCAGAGUCUCCAUCAGAGCCAGGAGCAUAUCCAGACCCAUCUACAGGUCCCCGAAUCGAUCCCGUUUCUCUGCUGAGCUGAGGAAGCGACAACUCGCAUCGGGAAGAAUGCCGACCAUCACAGAGGAUUGCAUCGAUGGAUUCCAGCAGUAUUACUCGCGGCCGCCGGAACGUCCCAAGAAGAAGUCCCUGAAGCAGAUGAUCUACGACUCCACCGAUAACUCCUACUUCGGGCGCACCAUCGAAAGCUGGGCCAAGAUUGGAAUAUUCUAUGUGGCCUUCUAUGGAGUGCUCGGCGCCCUGGUGGCCAUCUGCAUGUGGGCCUUCUUCCAGACCCUUGAUCCUCGCAUCCCCAAAUGGACCUUGGACGAAUCAAUUAUCGGCACGAAUCCAGGUCUCGGUUUUCGUCCACUGCCGCCUAUGGAUAACGUGGAGAGCACCUUGAUCUGGUACAAGGGAACACAGCAUGAGAACUACAAACAUUGGACAGACUCCCUGGAUGACUUCCUGGCUGUUUACAAAGUCCCUGGGCUGACUCCUGGUCGCGGUCAGAAUAUCUACAACUGCGACUACAACCAGCCGCCGCCAAAGGGUCAGGUGUGCGAUGUGGACAUCAAGUCGUGGACUCCAUGCACAAAGGAGAACAACUACAGCUACCACAAGAGUGCCCCAUGCAUCUUCCUCAAGCUGAACAAGAUCUAUGGCUGGAUACCGGAGUACUACAAUGACUCCAGGGAUCUGCCCGAGUCAAUGCCACUCAGCCUCAAGACCUACAUUGGCGAGGUCGAAAAAACGCAGCCGCACAAGCUCAACACGAUCUGGGUGUCGUGCGAGGGCGAGAACCCUGCCGAUCAGGAGAACAUUGGAGCUGUCAACUACUUGCCCGUACGGGGCUUCCCCGGCUACUUCUAUCCCUACCAGAACUCCGAGGGAUACCUGAGUCCUCUGGUGGCUGUUCACUUCCAGCGCCCCAGGCGUGGCAUCAUCAUCAAUGUGGAGUGCAAGGCCUGGGCCCGCAACAUCAUCCACGAUCGCAAGGAGAGGAUCGGUUCGGUGCACUAUGAGCUGCUGAUUGACUAAUCUGGGAUCACUCAGAUAGAAUGUUGUGAACCAUUAAAUGUAGGCUUAGGAGUGUAGAGGAGCACAGAACGGCAAUCAAGAAUCCAUGACACCAAAUCUAUGAAAUCAAUUGCUAUUGAAUUAAUUGUGAAACAGUCCCACGCGAAACAAAAACAUUUUUUGGAUAAACUAUUUACUAAUGUGUAGUAAUCUUUACACGAUAUUUUGGAAUUUGAAAACUCAAUAGAUUAUCUCAAUCCUUCUGUCAAUCACAAGUAGAGUAAAUUCUUUAGAUAUCACAAAUGUACUAAAUUCGAAUCUCUUCUUAUACAGAAAAUACAUAGAUAUAUUUAGCGAGAAUGUAGUUUACCGCCUAAGAGAUGAAUUUAAUGAUUAUGAGCAAUUUUUUGCAUUACAAAAACAAAACGAUAAAGAGUUUCAUAAUAGUUUACAAAACUGAAUGCCGAAAUGGGAAAGAGAAUGGACAAACAAAUGGUAAACACCAUUAUUAUUACACAAAUAAUAAUAAUAAUUACAAAGGCUAGCCAAGUAUGAAUCUCAUUUAGCGCUGCUGUUCCCAAAACGAAUGCGACAAAUUUUUAAAUGAAAAUCAAAUUCAAACUGCCAUUUCAA
This is a messenger RNA of Drosophila subobscura, 1840 nucleotides long. RefSeq names its product sodium/potassium-transporting ATPase subunit beta-2 (gene nrv2). Lineage: Eukaryota; Metazoa; Arthropoda; Insecta; Diptera; Drosophilidae. Gene Ontology annotation, molecular function: ATPase activator activity. Gene Ontology annotation, cellular component: sodium:potassium-exchanging ATPase complex. The record is from RefSeq and is a predicted model, not a curated record. Gene Ontology annotation, biological process: potassium ion import across plasma membrane; sodium ion export across plasma membrane; intracellular sodium ion homeostasis.